GGCAAGCCCAGCAGAAUCCAAAGGACUCACUCCAUGGAGAGGUGCUCGGUGAUGAAGGCAGCCAAUGGCUCCCAGGAUGGCUUGGAUUUCAACCCCAUGAAGGAUUACAUGGUUCUGAGCAGUCAGCAGAAGAUAGCUGUUGCCGUGCUGUGCACCCCGCUGGGCCUGCUAAGCGCCCUGGAGAACCUGGCUGUGCUCUACCUGAUCCUGUCCUCCCGCCGGCUCCGCAGGAAGCCCUCUUACCUGUUCAUCAGCAGCCUGGCUGCCGCUGACUUCCUGGCCAGUGUAGUCUUUGCUUGCAACUUUGUAAAUUUCCACGUCUUUCAGGGCGUGGAUUCCAAGCCUGUCUUUCUGCUGAAGAUUGGCAGCGUGACCUUGACCUUCACAGCCUCUGUAGGCAGCCUGCUGCUGACCGCCAUCGACCGCUACCUCUGUCUGCGCUACCCACCUACAUACAAAGCCCUACUCACCCGUGGGAAGGCACUGGUGACCCUGGGCAUCACGUGGGUCCUCUCAGCAUUGGUCUCCUACCUGCCCCUCAUGGGAUGGACUUGCUGUCCCAGUCCCUGCUCUGAGCUUUUCCCUCUGAUCCCCAAUAACUAUCUGCUGAGCUGGCUCCUGUUCAUCACCUUCCUCUUCUCUGGCAUCAUCUACACCUACGGGCACGUCCUCUGGAAGGCCCAUCAGCAUGCAGCCAGCCUGGCUGAGCACCAGGAUGGGCAGGUGCCAGGAAUGACCCGGAUGAGGCUGGAUGUGAGGUUGGCCAAGACCCUGGGGGUGGUGCUGGCUGUUCUCUUCAUAUGCUGGCUCCCGGCACUAGCCCUCAUGGUCUAUAGCCUGGCCACCCCUCUGAGUGACCAGGUCAAGAAGGUCUUUGCCUUUUGCUCCUUGCUCUGCCUUGUCAACUCCAUGGUCAAUCCCAUCAUCUAUGCCCUGCGGAGCGGGGAGAUCCGCGCCUCUGCCCACCGCCGCCUGGCCUGCUGGCAGAAGCACCUGAGAGGCCUUGGGCCUGACGGAAAAGAAAACGCCCCGAGGUCCUCAGUCAGUGAGACAGAGGCUGAUGGGAGAGCCACACAGUGGGCAGAUUCACGAGGUCCAUACUGCUCUGACUGCUGAUGCGGCCUCCUUCA
Messenger RNA from Myotis davidii, 1130 nucleotides. It is a transcript of the gene CNR2, whose product is annotated as cannabinoid receptor 2. The transcript has a single exon. The record is from RefSeq and is a predicted model, not a curated record. Gene Ontology annotation, molecular function: cannabinoid receptor activity. Gene Ontology annotation, cellular component: membrane. Gene Ontology annotation, biological process: cannabinoid signaling pathway. NCBI's taxonomy places the organism in Eukaryota, Metazoa, Chordata, Mammalia, Chiroptera, Vespertilionidae. The coding region runs from base 34 to 1116 and encodes 360 amino acids.